UACAUGCAACACAGCAACCGCCGCCGCGUCGCGUGGGAAGUGGGCAGCAGUCAGGGCGGCGGCAUGGACAGGAUCCUGGGGUUGUCCCUCAUCGGCGCGGGGCCCGGCAACGUCUUCGGCCCGGGCAUGAGCGCCGGCGUGCUGGAGAGCUUCGCCCGCGGCAAGGCGGAGGAGGGCAACGGCAGGGGUGCAGCCGGCGGGACUGGAUCGGCGGCGGCGUGGAGUGGCGGGAAGAUCGCGGCCGAGAGGGGGAGCGAGGCGGAGACGAAGGGUGCCGGUGGCCAGGAGCGCCGCGGCGGCGAGGCGGAGGCGCGGUUCUACCCGGCGUUCGAUGGCGUCCUCUGUUUCGACGCCGUCGCUCCGUAUUGGCAUGCUUAGCGCGCGCGUGCUCUCUGUUCUUUAAUUUGGCAAAAGUUCUUUUGGUUUGGACAAUUUCGUAACGUCUACAAAACUUGGAUCCGAUUUCAUAACUUCAAGUCGACACGUACGGGUGUCUCCUAAACGCUAGCAAUCGAGGGGGCACAU
This is a messenger RNA of Setaria italica (foxtail millet), 525 nucleotides long. Its product is annotated as glycine-rich cell wall structural protein 1.0. The transcript has a single exon. NCBI's taxonomy places the organism in Eukaryota, Viridiplantae, Streptophyta, Magnoliopsida, Poales, Poaceae. The coding region runs from base 4 to 378 and encodes 124 amino acids. The record is from RefSeq and is a predicted model, not a curated record.